CAAGGAGCAGGGCUACAGCAGUGUUAAUGUAUUCAUAACUAACAUGGCUCUGAGGUUUGGUGGCAGCAAUCCAAGAACCUUCAAGUUGUUCCUACACAUUUUGCUCAUCAUUAUAUUCAUCAUUUCCUUUAAAGUCCUGUAUAUUGACAAAUAUUCUGAGCUAGAGGAAAAACAAGCACUUCUGCAUAAGGAAAUAAUGUGCUUAGCAGUUGAUAGAUCCAAUCUAAAACAGAGGACAGCAAUAUUACAAGAACAGCUAGAAAACCAGACCAAAGAAUUGGAUAAACUCCAAAAUAUUCAUCAUUUUCAAGCAGAACAACAAAUGGUGAAUUUCUUAUCCGAAAAGAAUUCCCUACAAGAUGCUGUUUUAUCAAAGGAAAACGCAAUCAAAGAUCUAAAAGAGCAAUAUGAGAUUUUGCUACAGCAAGCAGAGAAGAAGCAGUUUAGACUACUAGAACAAUUACACACGCAAUCGACCGAAUGUAUAAAUAUUAUUAGUAUGAUGAGAGACUACUGCAAUGAAACAAGAGGAAACAAAUCACAAAUAGUAGACAAAUCCAAUGAAGAGGAAACAGGGAUUACUGGGAUUACAGAGGGAUUUCCCUUUUUACCUGUAGCAAACCAAACUCAAAAUAAACUGUAUAGAUCAAAUCUAACAUACCCAAAAACCAACAAUAGAAGCAUCAGUCUAAAUGCAGCCCAGCAUAAAUGGGUGGACAAUGUAACUGACUCAGGUGGCAAUAAGUAUGCAUCCAAAAUAGCCCAUAGAGUGGAAAACAAACAUAGUACUUUCAAAAAAGAAUUUAGUUCAUUUGUAAGAGACAAUGAAAACACUAUGCAAUUAGGGAACACUAUUAAAGAGUUAAGAGAAGAAAGUGCAAAGAAACAAAACCUCACAGAUGCUCUUAACCAGGAGAAAACAGGUGAACAAAGUGAGAAGGACAUUUUAAAAGAAGAAAUCAAAAAGGUUGAAGAUAACAUUCAUAUGGAUAAUGAAUGGAAACAGAAAGGAUAUAGAGUCAAAGACCUUACACAAAUUACAGAAGAGGAGAAAACAAACAAAACACAAAAGACUCAUGAUUUAGACAAUAAUGUAUUUGUUGGUGAACAAGAAGAAAACAAAGUCCCAGAAAGGUUACUUUGGUCAGAAGAUGAUAAAACACAAAAGACUGAAAGCCAUGAUUUCUUAAACACAGACAAUAACAAUAGGCGGACUAAUAUAUUAGAAGAUCAAACCUUAGAAGACACAGUAACAGAAAGGAAAAAAAUGACAGAAAAAAAGAAAACAAUGAAAAAAGAAAACAAGGAGAUUCCUGAAGAUAAAAAUAACAAUGAGUGGGUUGAAAACAAGCAUGUAAAUGCAACAUAUAAUCAAAAAGAACCAGAAAUAGGAAACUCAAAACAAAAUCUAACAAGAAGGAUCAGCAGACAGAACGUUACUAAGAAAGUGAAAAAUUAUAAAAAUGAAGUUAGCCCAAGUUUUCCCACACAAGUGGAUAGACAAUCCUGCAUUGCCCAGCAAGUUUUUGUAUGA
Molecule: messenger RNA, 1534 nt
Organism: Pelobates fuscus (common spadefoot toad)
Lineage: Eukaryota; Metazoa; Chordata; Amphibia; Anura; Pelobatidae
Product: putative leucine-rich repeat-containing protein DDB_G0290503
Exons: 8
Coding region: 44-1534 (496 amino acids)
Source: RefSeq, a predicted model, not a curated record